UUGUUCCUUCCUCAAGAUCUCUCUCUCUCUCAAAGACAUUCUCAAAUUUUCCUUUUUUUUUUUUUUGAUUCUCUGAUUCGUUUUUUUCUCCGAUCUUUCCUUCUUUCUUUUUUUUAUAUAUCCGAUUUCUUCGGGAGGAGGCGAAGAGACGACGGGCACAAUAUUUCUCCAAUGGCGCGCCGUCUUUUCGCCUGUUUCGGCCUCAAGAAAUCUUCAACUAAACCUAUCUCCGGAGGUAACAGCUCCGCCGUCGUCGCGGCUGAUGUUCCCGCCGGAGACGGACCUGUUCUCGUCCAGCUAUUCUCGUCUCAGGGAUGCAAGACCUCCCCUGCCGCUGAGAUGCUUAUGUCCCGGCUAGGUCGGGGCGAUUUCGACGCUCAGAUCCACGGAGGAGGAGGAGAUGGUGGAUCUCCGGCGAUGGUUUUGGUCUUUCACGUGGAUUAUUGGGAUUUCAAGGGGUGGAAAGAUCCGUAUGGAUCAAGCCAAUGGACGGUUAGGCAGAAGGCCUAUGUAGAGGCGUUGAAUCUUGACACCAUGUUUACUCCGCAGCUUGUUGUCCAAGGAAGAUCGCAGUUGACCGCAAUCGAGGAAGAGACGCUGCUAACUUCUAUCUCCGAAGCUCCUAGGUUUCCUUCUCCAGCUUUCAAGGCGUCUUUCCAGAGACCAACCUCAGAGACACUACAAGUAUCACUCACCGGAGCACUGAGAAUGAAAGUGGACGGAAACGGAAUGGACAUAAUGGUGGCGAUAUACGAAACCGGGCUUGUGACCGACUGCGCAAGAGGAGAGAACGAAGGAAGAAUGUUGUCGAAUGACUACGUUGUAAGAAAGAUGGAGAAGAUGUGCACUGUGAAAGACGUAACACCGAAGAAACAAGUGUCGGGGACUGCUCAUUUCACGCUAUGGGAUGGAUUCAACAGCAGCAAAUGUGGAGUCGCCGUCUUUCUUCAGAACUCAUCACUUCAGAUUUUUGGUACACAGAGUUUUAAGUUGCCUGAUGAGAUUUGAGUUUACAAUAAUAUCCUGAAAACAAACAAUCUUUUGUGUCGUCCAUAUAAGUUUUGCUUGUGAAUCAUCCGGUUUCCACUCUGCUUUGUACAGUUAUAUGUGUGACUACUUAUAGGGCUUAGCCUUUCUUCUAAUUCGUUUUUUUCUUCUUCUUA
Capsella rubella is the source of this 1163-nucleotide messenger RNA. RefSeq lists its product as uncharacterized. The transcript is spliced from 2 exons. Lineage: Eukaryota; Viridiplantae; Streptophyta; Magnoliopsida; Brassicales; Brassicaceae. The record is from RefSeq and is a predicted model, not a curated record. Bases 172 to 1008 code for a protein of 278 amino acids.